Molecule: messenger RNA, 574 nt
Organism: Drosophila montana
Lineage: Eukaryota; Metazoa; Arthropoda; Insecta; Diptera; Drosophilidae
Exons: 3
Coding region: 67-552 (161 amino acids)
Source: RefSeq, a predicted model, not a curated record
UUUUUAAUUGACUGCAAUAUUGCACUAUUUUUAUGUGUCUGAUCAGGCAUCACGCGUUGUUAUAAAAUGGACUUGAUAAAGGAAAUUAACGAGAAGUAUCAAGCAUUGGAGGCGGAAAUUGAUAAGAAACUGGAAAAGGUUCAAGCCGAGGAACAAAAAUUAGAGCGUCAAAAUGAAAAGCUGGCAGAGAAAUCAACAGCUGCGCAGUCGCCCAAAAUAUUAUCCUAUGAGGAGGCGCUACAAAGGAACGCGAACACCCUAAAGUCAUUGGAAAUAGCAAAGGCACGCCUACGCUCACGAACUACAUAUUCACCAGUGGAACAACUGUUACAGCGUGCACUGGAGAACUAUAAAAACGAAUUGGAGAUCCUUAAUAAGAAACUUCCCACCGAACAGACACAAACUAAAAAGAAACGGGAGCUUUCUGGUCAGGCAACAGCAGAGAAGGAAGACUCGCAGGAGGAGGCAAGGCUAUACGAUCUGAUCAUGCAUAAUGUGCUGGAGGCUAGCAACAAGAGCAACCAGGCAAACGGCGAAAGUCGCCGCAAUUGACAAUUUCUGCACAGUAUUUUUU